Messenger RNA from Acanthamoeba castellanii str. Neff, 519 nucleotides. Its product is annotated as SET domain protein. Lineage: Eukaryota; Discosea; Longamoebia; Acanthamoebidae. Gene Ontology annotation, cellular component: chromatin; nucleus. Gene Ontology annotation, molecular function: histone H3K36 methyltransferase activity; protein binding. The transcript has 2 exons. The coding region runs from base 1 to 519 and encodes 172 amino acids. Gene Ontology annotation, biological process: regulation of DNA-templated transcription. The record is from RefSeq and is a predicted model, not a curated record.
AUGGGCGAUCACCACUACCCGUCGACCGGCGGCGUCAUGGCCACGACGACGCCCACGCACGACGAGAUCAUGAGGCACUACGACCACAACUGCGUCGAGGUGCGGAUGUCGGGCAUCCACGGCUACGGCGUGUUCGCUCAGACAGACCUCCCGAAGGGCAGCUACGUCAUCGAGUACAUCGGUAGAAAGAUGGAGCGGGCGACGAUCUUCCAGGUGCUGAGCAAGGAGCAGGGCCGCUACGUGUUCAACCUCGACGAAAAGUGGAGCAUCGACGGCUCCGUGCCCGAGAACCGGGCUGGUCGCAUCAACCACUCGUGCGAAGGCAACUGCCACAUCAAGAAGGUCGACGGCCACAUCUGGGUGGGACAUGGAGAAGAACUGGCGCUGCAACUGCGGCGCCCCCAACUGCAUCGGCUUCAUCCUCCGCAAGAAGGACUGGCCGGAGCUCAAGAGGAAGCUGGCCGAGCGCGAGGAGAUGAGGCGUCGCCGCCUCCAGAGCCUCAUGGACCUCAACAAUAA